Anguilla anguilla (European eel) is the source of this 3451-nucleotide messenger RNA. RefSeq names its product DIX domain containing 1a (gene dixdc1a). The record is from RefSeq and is a predicted model, not a curated record. The transcript is spliced from 15 exons. Gene Ontology annotation, biological process: canonical Wnt signaling pathway. The coding region runs from base 518 to 1855 and encodes 445 amino acids. Lineage: Eukaryota; Metazoa; Chordata; Actinopteri; Anguilliformes; Anguillidae. Gene Ontology annotation, cellular component: cytosol.
GGAGAGAAAGAGGAGAAGAGGAGGGAAAUCAGACGAGAACCGUGCAGAAAACGAGAGAGAGAGAGAGAGAGAGAGAGCAGAAAUAGCGAGUGAAUUUCGGUGCCUGAUGCCAGAGGCUCCUGUGUGAGCGGGGGAAUCACACAGAGUGGGAAGAGAAGAGAGAGCUGGAACAGACGGAGAGAACAGCACACAGAAGGAGUACAACGGGAGGAGAGGGGGAAGAGGAGGAUUUGGAGGAGCGCGCUGUAUUUGCGUCGAGGGCACACGGAGGGGGUGGGGGGUGAGCAGGAGGAGCAGGGAAGGCAUGGGUCCUUGAUUGCGCCUCAGGGAAGGGGCUGCUUUUAAACAGCCCACUCCUGCCGGAGACGGACACACACUCCUCUCCUCUCUUAUCCUCCAUCCAGUGGCCCCGCCCUCCCGCCGUGCACUGAUGUGUUUUGGGGAUGUCACUGACCGAGGACCCAGGCUUACCACUCUGGCCCAGCCGGAGCACUGAAGCGCACUAGGGGCGGGCAGAAUGGGAGCUAAGCAGAUGAAAUGCCUCAGCGCGAACAGCCCAACACACUCGAACAGAGCGGAGUCCAUCACCGGCCAAUCAGAAGACAAAAAGGAGUGUGUGGAUGGCCAACCAAAGGAGAGACUGAGUACACCAUGCUCAGGUGAUGAGGAAGAGCCCUCCCCCCGUGGGCAGGGGGCGGCCCCAGUGCAUGCCUGGUCAGUGGGGCGUGGCACGUGGGAGGAGCAGCUAUGUGAGCAACAGGAGCAGCUACAGAAUGAGAUGCACGAGGCCAGAAAGCUGGUGUCCAGCCUACAGGCUUUGCUCCUCCAUGGCUCUCUUCCUGAAGAUGAACAGGGGAGUGUGGGGGAGGGGAUGGAGAACACUGAGCAGCAGCUGGUCAUACUCCGUAGUCAUAUGGACCAGAGCACGGAGGAGUCCCAGGACCUGAAGAAAGAGCUGAUGAGGUCCAAGCAGGAGAUGUUCAGCCUGCAGGGAAUGAAGGAUGCUCUGCAGCUGCGGCUGUCUGCGCAGGAAGCGUCUGCGCUGCAGCUGAAGCAGGAGCUGCUGAGGUCCAACAUGGCCAGAGACAUGCUAACAGCACAGAGCGAGGAGUUGCAGAGGAAAGUGGAAGAGAUGAGCAGCAUGCUGAGUGAAUAUAAAAAGGAAAUUGGACAGAAGGACAGACUGCUCCAGCAACAACAAGCAAAACUGGAUGAAGUUCUGUGCACAGAGUUCGAGAAUAACAGUCAAAAGCUCUCUGAGUCUCAGAAUAAUGGCUACCCAUACACAGUGGGAAGGGCCCCAUCACCAGCGUCCCCAUCAGGGACAGAAGAGCUGCCGCUCAUACGGGAUGCCCUUCGGAGUUUGAGGAACAGUUUCAGUGGUCAUGACCCUCAGCACCACACCAUCGACACCCUGGAGCAGGCCGUGGCCAACCUCAUGGACCGGCUCCACGACCUAAACCCACACCACAGACAAGAAAGGAAGGGGCGAGGCCGGUCUCCAGGGCAGAAAGCUAAUCACUGCAAUCGUGACUCCUGGCCGCUCAGUUGUAAAACAGUGAACUCCCUCAGUAGUCCUGUGCUGGACCCUGCUGACUCCACCAAAGUGCUCUACUUCACUGACCGCUCACUCACACCAUUCCUUAUUAAUAUCCCCAAAAGGCUGGAUGAAGUGACACUCAGAGACUUCAAAGUGGCGGUGGACAGAGAGGGCUCCUUCAGGUACCAUUUCAAAGCCUUGGACCCCGAGUUUGGCACGGUGAAGGAGGAGGUGUUCCACGAUGAGGCGCUGGUGCCCGGCUGGGAGGGUAAGAUCGUGGCCUGGGUGGAAGAGGACCAUGGGGACAGCAGGUAGAGCUGGGUGGGGCAGGGUGGAGCGGGGCAGGACGAGAACAAUUUAUACAGCCCAACUCCCACCCCCACCCCCCCAGCACACAGGCAUGUCAGCCCCCCCAGCAAUGCUCCCCUGGGCCUCACAGUGCUCUCUCAAGCUGAGCUGAGCUGAUGCCCAAACUCCUCUAAAUACCCUCUCCCAGCCCUCGUCCCUCACAGAGGACCCCCCCCAGCACACAGCAUCUCACCCCCCAGCAGUGCUCCCCUGGACCUCACGGUGCUCUGUCAAGCUGAGCUGAAGGCUAACCUCGUCUAAAUCCCCCUCCCACCCCUCAUCCCCAUCAGAGGACCCAUCACAGAGAAAAGACUUCUCUCACACCUUCUGAAUGUGUGCCAAAUCCUUAAUAUUUCCUAUGCUCUUUGUAACUGUCAUGCAUAUUGUUGUAAAAAGUUGUGAUGCCAGAAUAUAUUUUCUUACCACUUCUCACAGAAAUAGUUGUUAUACAUUAGGCCUCCUUUCAGAUACUAGAGAGGAAAACUUUCACCGAAUAUGGUGAAUGCCUUUUUAAGCAGAAUAAGACGGUACUUUGUGCUACUGUGAAUGAACUGAGAAAUGAGUGAACUGCGGUCUGUAGGUGAAAAGUCCAUCCCUAGAUGGCAAGCCAGGCAAAGUGUAAUGUGACUGAGUCUGCUGGGAACCCUGUAGUUUUGCUAUAGAAAUGUGCUUCUAAGGCCUGGAGGUCCCACCGGAGAUAUGGUAUAUUUUUGAUGGAUUGUGUAUGUGACAACAUGGUGAGGAUUCUGAGUGGAGUUUACCUAAGCAAGGUUGAUUUGACAAUAUAAAAAUAGUGAUACAUAUAUAUUGAAAAAGUGAACUUCCCUGUGUCUGAACUUAACACAGCUCCUUCAAUAACCAAUAACCUUUGUCAUGAAACGGGAGUUUUGUGAAUAAGUGCGGGAAAAAAAUCAUCUAUGCUUUUCAAAAGCAACAUACUGGCUAAGUGGCUUUUUUUCUUGUUAACCAACAGUCAUUGAGUUUUAUCAGUGAUGCCAGAAGUCUGGGUUCACUGCAAAGGUGAGCAGACUAUUACUCAACUGCUUCAACUGAUAUCUCUUUAUCUUACCAGGUUGUGUCUGAGCUCAGCUUUCUGUCAUUCUGCAUGGUAACACCAGCUUGGUUCUAAUUCUGUUCGAUUUCACUUGGUUAUGGUUCUCACAUUGGUCUGUAUUGAACAGUGCUCGUACAACAAGGAGUGGCCUCAUGCCCUUUUGCAAUGAUAUGGCUCAUGGAUUCUAUAUAAGCCAGCUGACGUCUUGUCAUGUUAAUGCUGCACAAGUCUUAUGUGACCUUUUCUCCUUAUGAUCCAUCAGAGUAUCUGGACAGCUAAUUGGAGCACACCCUGAUUUAAUCUCUUAUUCAUCUGCUAUGAGAGACAGACAAACGGGGCUCAGUGGGGAAAGAGGGGGAAGAGGACAGCUUUGAGUCUUUGGACAAAGAGAAAGGAUUUCCUUUCCAAAACAUAGGUUUUGGGCUGACUGCAUUUAUUUUAACUGUUUUCCAAAUGUCUUUGAAAUAAAAUGUUUUUUUUUGUCUGUAUUUGUAAAGUUAUGAGAACUA